Dipodomys spectabilis (banner-tailed kangaroo rat) is the source of this 341-nucleotide messenger RNA. Its product is annotated as elongation factor 1-beta-like. The coding region runs from base 1 to 315 and encodes 104 amino acids. Gene Ontology annotation, molecular function: translation elongation factor activity; guanyl-nucleotide exchange factor activity. The transcript has 2 exons. The record is from RefSeq and is a predicted model, not a curated record. Gene Ontology annotation, biological process: translational elongation. Gene Ontology annotation, cellular component: cytosol. Lineage: Eukaryota; Metazoa; Chordata; Mammalia; Rodentia; Heteromyidae.
AUGACACAACCUGUGCUUGUUGCCAAGUCUUCCAUCUUACUAGAUGUGAAGCCCUGGGAUGAUGAGACAGAUAUGGCAAAAUUAGAGGAGUGUGUCCGAAGCAGUCAAGCAGAUGGCUUGGUCUGGGGGUCCUCUAAACUGGUUCCAGUGGGAUAUGGAAUUAAGAAGCUUCAAAUACAAUGUGUAGUGGAAGAUGAUAAAGUAGGAACAGACAUGCUGGAGGAACAGAUCACUGCUUUUGAGGACUACGUGCAGUCCAUGGAGUGGCUGCUUUUAACAAGAUCUAAAAUUGCCCUGAUCAUUGCAUUUAAAUAAAAGUUUGAAGGAUUAAAAAAAAAAAA